Molecule: messenger RNA, 2031 nt
Organism: Mya arenaria
Lineage: Eukaryota; Metazoa; Mollusca; Bivalvia; Myida; Myidae
Product: hemicentin-2-like
Exons: 9
Coding region: 62-1966 (634 amino acids)
Biological process (GO): cell-cell adhesion
Cellular component (GO): cell-cell junction
Molecular function (GO): cell adhesion molecule binding
Source: RefSeq, a predicted model, not a curated record
CUUCCUGUUAAUUAUGUAAACCAUUUCAUAAUACAAAAAUAAGGUAGUUUCAAAGUGAAACAUGAUUUUAAAUAUGGAAAAGGUGUAUAUAAGAGUGUUGAUUUGUAUAGUGAAAAUGAUUGUUUUGGCUUUAAAAUGUGCAGAUGCUGCAACAUUGACGAUAUCAUCCCCGUCAAAUUGUGGAAAGGAUACAACAUUAACUUGCAUGGAUGCCAACCCAUUCUCGUUCUGGGCUAUUUAUCAUAAUGGUUUAAAAAUUCUAACGGAAACUGCUAACUUUCCUAAGUAUAGUAGCACUUUAUCAGAGAACACUCUUGUGGUAACCAUACAUUACACCAGUCUCAAUGAUAUAGGACGCUACACCUGUUUCGCUGAUUACACUCAAUCAAUGAACGUCUCUUUACUGUUUGAAUGUAAGGCAACGGCCGUUAUUGAGACAAUUUUGAACACAAAGAAACUCAAGCUACAGCUUGAAAAAGUGUAUCCAAGAAAUAUAUCGCUAACAGCUAGUUUUGAGAGUGGUGGAAUUUCAGCGGUUCUCGGUGGCACUCCCAUCUGCAAACCGAGUACAACUUUCGAGGGUUAUUUUUCUUGUACAUGGACCUCAGACUCUUCGUUGUCGGACGGACAGUACACGUAUAGAGCAGUGGUAACAACCUUGACAGCUAGUACUGUCAGUGGCAGUUUCCAAAUAGCCACUCCCGAUGCUCCAACGUUUUCCAACAUCGCCAACGAAAAUAACCAGGUAGUUCUCCGUGGGGAUGUGGGGAGCCCAUUGAAUGUGACAUGUACCUCUUCCGGUGGCUAUCCCGUUCAGACAGUCGUAUUAUACUUUGACGGUAACCAACGAACAUCGGCAAACACAGGAACACUUCAGAAUGAUUUGUACACAGUUGCCGUGACGUAUACCAUGCCAUCACCAGCACGCAUAGACGAUUCGAAAACAUUUUGCUGCAACUCGUCUUAUCCAAAUGCGGAUAUUGGCUAUAAAGACAAUCGUGGAAACUGUUUUCCUCUCUGGUUAAACUACAGUGCAAUUAUUGUAUCAAUGACCGACCAAACGGCAAGAGAAGGAGAUACAAAGUUUGCACUCAAAUGUCAGGCAUGGAGCAAGCCUCCCGCCACCUUUCGCUGGUACAAAGAAGGAAACACAACCCUUCUACGCCAGUCCACUGGGACGCUUGAUGACAACUCGGGAACUUACGUCAUCCCAUUCGUUUCUAGGCUACACGCUGGUCGCUACGAGUGUCGUGCAGAGAAUGGAGUAGGAAAUGCUGAUGCAAAACACGUUCAUUUAUCUGUGCAAUUUCCAGCACUGAAUACAACAAUCACAGGACAUACAGACAUUUAUGGCAAUGGAAUAAACAAAGUAACUCUGACAUGCAGCACUGGGUCUUCAAACCCAUCUUCUAACAUCACGUGGUAUCGUAACAGUCAACAUAUCACCAGUAGCAACCCGGUAACGAAUUCGGCUGGGGAUUAUGGCGGGAAAAUCACGUCACAAAUUUUAGAGUUUGUUCCCACGCGGGAGAUGGACGGUCACGUGUUGGAAUGUAGAGCUGGAAACGGAAUGUCAAGCUCAGUUGCCCAGUGGGCUCGAGUUGGUCUAGAUAUCAAAUACGACCCUAUCGUUUCCGUGACUACGGGGUCAGUUGAGAUGGACGAGACUCAUUCAGGUUCCUUAUCAUGCACUGUCGAUAGUAAACCACCGUCCACAAUCACCUGGAGCAGGGUCGACAGCGCUAGCGCCUUACCGACAGAUAGUAUGACUAGGGGCAACAACUCGCUAAAGUACAGGAUCAACACUGCACAGAGAGAGGAUGCCGGCCAGUAUCGAUGUACGGCAAACAACAUUUUUGGAGGCAACAAGCACAAUCAUACCCAGAUCGUCGUCAGAUACGCACCAGACGUUAUUGUCGUUACACAGAAUACCACUGUCAAUGCGUCAUCAGUGGAUGUACAAUGAAAUCCAAGUGGUGUUCCUGCAACAUACAAGUAUACGGCGUGGGAGCAGGUGUGGCCGGGAUACGG